Raphanus sativus (radish) is the source of this 627-nucleotide messenger RNA. Its product is annotated as carboxylesterase SOBER1-like. The record is from RefSeq and is a predicted model, not a curated record. Gene Ontology annotation, molecular function: carboxylic ester hydrolase activity; palmitoyl-(protein) hydrolase activity. Gene Ontology annotation, biological process: protein depalmitoylation. Gene Ontology annotation, cellular component: cytoplasm. The annotation marks the transcript as partial. The transcript is spliced from 5 exons. Lineage: Eukaryota; Viridiplantae; Streptophyta; Magnoliopsida; Brassicales; Brassicaceae.
GGUACCGUACAUACAAGUCGUUCUUCUCUGAUGGUCAAGCUGUUGAGAAACUGCUUCUUUUGUAUCUCUUCUUCCUCGCGGAACUCAGACGCCAUGGCUCGACGACCCUUCAUCUUGUGGCUUCACGGGUUAGGAGACUCUGGACCCGCCAACGAAAACAUCAAGACAGUUUUCAAGUCCCCGGAGCUGAGUGACGCUAAGUGGCUCUUCCCUUCUGCUCCAUACAAUCCCGUUACCUGCAACCAGGGUCGGGUGAUGCCUUCUUGGUUUGAUGUCCCUGAGCUUCCUUUUAGAGCGGGAUCUCGAAUUGAUGAAACCAGCAUUCUUGAAGCUGUUAAGAAGGUCCAUGCGAUUAUAGACCAGGAGAUUGCUAGAGGAACGAGACCAGAAAAUGUGUUUAUCUGUGGAAUAAGCCAAGGAGGUGCUUUAACAUUGGCUAGUGUUCUUCUUUAUCCAAAAACACUUGGAGGAGGAGCUGUCCUUAGCGGUUGGGUUCCAUUAACUUCUUCAAUGAUCAAUCAGUUUCCAGAAGAAGCUAAAAAGACACCGAUCUUGUGGUCUCAUGGGACUGAUGACGAGCUUGUGCUCUUUGAAGCUGGUCAAGCUGCUCUUCCUUUUCUUGAAAAA